Messenger RNA from Phaedon cochleariae (mustard beetle), 2252 nucleotides. Lineage: Eukaryota; Metazoa; Arthropoda; Insecta; Coleoptera; Chrysomelidae. The record is from the annotation of a GenBank genome assembly.
AACUCGAUUAAUAAAGAAGAAGAAGGAGAAGAGGGAUAAAAAAGCAAGGGAUAAAGAUAAAGUAGUCUACCAUUCUACAAUCUACACCAAGGACUAUACUCUACAUAGGUCUACAUAGUACACAGUGACGAUUUCAUUGGAAACUUCAAUAUAUAAUCAUAUUAUAUAAUAUAUGCAAAAAGACAUGAAAUAUAAAGUAAUGGACGGAGAAGGCCCUCCAAAGAAGAAGUUGAAAAUUUUGAAAGAAAAACCAAGUGAGGAGGAUGGAGCCCAGAAAAAUGUCAACAAAAACAUACUGAACAAGGAAGCUAAAUUCAGUAAAGGUAAAAUUGAUGAAGAUAGGCCCCCAAAGAAGAAGUUGAAAAUUCUGAAAGAAAAAUCAAGUGAGGAUAAUCAAUCCCGGAUUACAUUCAACAAAAACAUACCUAACAAGGAACCUAAAUUCAGUAAAGGUGAUAAAAAAGAAGGACCUACCCAUUUGAAGAAGGCAAAGCCAAAAUCCUUCACAUCCAAGGGCAAAAUCAAUUUUGAUAAAAGUAAAAAGCUUCCAGAAAAGCCUGAAGACUGGGCAGAUUUCAAGAAGAAAAAGAAAGAGUUGAAGCAGAAGCGUAAACAAACAAAAGAUGGCUUUGAUACUAUCACAAGGGCAAAAAAGUUGGGUGAGGACUUGAGAAGAAAAACACUUAAGGGUGGUGAACAAAGACGCACCCAGUUAAUGAAUGAAUUACAUACUCUUUUGAAAGGAAAAGGCCAUUAUGCUAAAUUUGUGUUAGCACAUGAUACUGCUAGAUUAGUACAAUGGCUUCUGAAAUAUUCUACAGCUUUAGUCAUUAGUCAAAUAUCAAAGGAGCUGAUUCCAGUGACUGUGGAGAUGCUACAAUCAAAAUAUGGUGUAUAUUGUGUGAAACGUUUAUUAAAAUAUGGCAGUAGUGAAAUAAGAUCUCAAAUAAUUGACAACAUGCUUGGUCAUGCUGUAAAGCUAGCUAGUCAUGCAUUAAGUGCACCUGUAGUAGAAUAUGCCUACUCCACUUGGGCAUCUCAAAUCCAAAAGCAGUACCUUGUCCAAGAAUUCUUUGGAGAUCUAUACAAAAACUCUAAAGAUGCCAAUGUUAAGCAUCUGCGUGAUACAUAUAAGAACAAUGACAGUAUGAAGGCUGCUACUUUAGGUGCAACUAAAUCAAACUUGAUGAGAAUUUUGAAUAAGUCCCUUUUAGACUCUGGUUUGGUGCAGACUGUUUUGUGUCAGUACUUGGCUGAAUGCUCAAAUGAUGAUAGAAGUGAACUAAUUACACAGUUGGCUUCCCAUAUUGUUGUAAUUAGCAAUAGUAAGGAUGGCGCUAGAGCUGCUAUGCAGUGUAUCUGGCAUGGAUCAAAUAAAGAUAAAAAGGUCAUAAUGAAAACACUUAAAGAACAUAUUGUAGAUCUCUCCAAACAUGAGCAUGGCCAUUGCACAGUUAUAACUCUUCUAGAUUGCACUGAUGAUACUGUUUUACUUCAUAAAACCAUUUUGGCUGAUAUAUUGAAGAACGCCAAGGAUUUAGCAGUUAAUGAAUGGGGCAGAAAAGUAUUACUUUGGUUAGUGGCUCCAGGUGAUUCUAAAAUAUUUCAUCCAGUUUUUCUCAAUGAAUUGAAUCAGGGAAGAGAAUCGUCAACAAGCAAGAAAACGUCAGAUAUCAGGAGGAAAGAAAUUUUAGGCUACUCAAUAUCGUGUCUAUUGAAACUGAUUGAAGAUGAUGUUCAGUUUUGGUUGUCCAAUGCAUCUUUAGCUACUGAAAUGACCGCUAUACUACAAGCAGGCAGUGCUAAUGGUAAAGAUAUGAGGAACAUUUAUGACAGCAUAGUUGGUUUCAUUUCAAAUCCAGAUUGGAAAAUUAAAAUGGAUGACGAGGACAUUUUAGGAAUAGAACAUGCUGGCUUACAUAUGCUACUGAAGAAACUUGCUAAACAAGAAAAUAAUAAUUCAGAGAGUGGACAUGCAAGUUUCAAUGCUAGUUUAGCGAGAAAUUUGAAUGAUGAAAUGUUGGAGCUUUGGUUGAAACACAACAGAAGUUGUUUCAUACUAAUAACAGCUUAUGAAAAUUCAUCUGAAGCUACACAAGACAUAUUGAAAAAUAAAUUGAGGAAACAUCAGAAUUUGUUGAAGAAGCAGGAUACUCCUGGCUCUAAAAUCAUAUUGAAGAAAAUUUUAUGAUUGUUUUAAUUAUAUGAUUGAGGUGUAAAAUGAAAUAAAUAUUUUAUACAAUGCGAUGAAA